This is a messenger RNA of Phytophthora nicotianae INRA-310, 677 nucleotides long. RefSeq lists its product as hypothetical. The coding region runs from base 34 to 459 and encodes 141 amino acids. The record is from RefSeq and is a predicted model, not a curated record. NCBI's taxonomy places the organism in Eukaryota, Oomycota, Peronosporomycetes, Peronosporales, Peronosporaceae. The transcript is spliced from 3 exons.
ACAGCGACACUUGUCAGUGAUCGACUUUGCGAGAUGGAAGACUCAUCGGCGUACUGGAAGGGCCUAUGGCACGGCAUGCUGCUACUGCUCCCCGUGCUCACCUUCCUCUAUCGUAAGUGGAAGGUGGCUGCCGAGCGAUCGGCAGUGCAACAGCCGGUACUCGGAACGUCCUUCAUGAAUGAGUUGUUUGCGUUCGAGGUGGUGCUAGUCGCAGGUGCAGAGCUUAAGGCGGUGCGUGAUCAGCUCAAGGCCGCCGAGGAGGCAACACCAAUGAACGACAAGAAGGUGCAGGCGCUCAAAGAGCGAGUGGUGGACGUCGCCACCGUACUACAGAAGAAGUUGGAGACCAUCACGCCCAUCGUGUCGUUCCUGCUGGAGCAAAGCGUGGGCGUCAUUAAGGAUCACCACGCCAACACAUCGGAAGGUGAAGCAAACGACGAAUCCAAGAAGGACAAGUAAGAUAGCUCUGGCUUGCAUCGUAAUGUUACGAAGUCAAUUUGCACAAUGUUACGAAUAGAAAAGGAGAAUCUAGUAGAAGACGUAAUCGCUUUCUUUGUAUUGAAGUCACUCAAGGUCGACACCUACGCACCGUAGCGUCGCCCCGACGCUCUCCCCGAGCCACUAUCACUACAAAUGAAGGAGGUCGACACCGUCGCACCGUAGCGCUUCAGAUCCAC